Messenger RNA from Penicillium psychrosexuale, 762 nucleotides. RefSeq names its product 40S ribosomal uS17 domain-containing protein. Gene Ontology annotation, molecular function: structural constituent of ribosome. The transcript has 5 exons. Gene Ontology annotation, cellular component: ribosome; cytosolic small ribosomal subunit. The record is from RefSeq and is a predicted model, not a curated record. Lineage: Eukaryota; Fungi; Ascomycota; Eurotiomycetes; Eurotiales; Aspergillaceae. The annotation marks the transcript as partial. Gene Ontology annotation, biological process: translation.
CGACGAGAUCGCGGCGGUCGCAAAGCCGCGGAGUCGGGUCGAGUUGACAUUGUCGGCGAGCGAAUCGGCACAUUCACAGAUCAAUUCAAGAUUGCAUACUCGGUAAAUCUGAACGUCAGGAUCUUUAGAUCAAACAGGACUGCCCAGUCCCGAUUAGGACUAGUGUCGCACACUACGAAUUACCAAAGAUUCCAACGGACAACGAAUCUUCCUCAUCUUCGACAGCCGCCAACCCGACAUUUCUUCGACACCGCUUCCUCGUCGAACAACACCGCAAAAAUGGCCACCGAGUUGACCGUCCAGUCGGAGCGCGCUUUCCAAAAGCAGCCUCACAUCUUCCUUAACACCAAGGCUAAGGCUUCGUCCAAGAAGACUGCCCAGGGCCGCCGCUGGUACAAGGAUGUCGGUCUCGGUUUCCGUACCCCCAAGACCGCCAUUGAGGGAAGCUACAUCGACAAGAAGUGCCCCUUCACUUCCCAGGUGUCCAUCCGCGGCCGUGUCCUCGUCGGCAAAGUCGUCUCCACCAAGAUGCACCGUACCCUCGUCAUCCGCCGCGAAUACCUGCACUACGUCCCCAAGUACAACCGUUACGAGCGUCGCCACAAGAACCUGUCUGCCCACGUCUCCCCCGCUUUCCGUGUUGAGGAGGGUGACCUUGUUACCGUUGGCCAGUGCCGUCCUCUCAGCAAGACUGUUCGCUUCAACGUGUUGAAGGUUCACGCCAAGACCUCGCGCGCUGUCAAGUCUUUCUCCAAGUUCUAG